Hemicordylus capensis (graceful crag lizard) is the source of this 4352-nucleotide messenger RNA. Its product is annotated as xaa-Arg dipeptidase-like. NCBI's taxonomy places the organism in Eukaryota, Metazoa, Chordata, Lepidosauria, Squamata, Cordylidae. The transcript has 7 exons. The record is from RefSeq and is a predicted model, not a curated record. The annotation marks the transcript as partial. Gene Ontology annotation, molecular function: dipeptidase activity.
AUUCAUGCUAGCAGGUAUGCAAACUCCGCGGAGGCUGCCCGUCUCUCGCGCGCUGGCUUUGCUCUGCGGAUAAUAUUGCCGACGGAGUCGCCGCUCACACGCCCGCUCGAGUCUGCUCUAGAGAGCGGAGGAAUGGCGCUGCGCCUGGAGGAGCUGAAGCGGCGGGCGGCCGAGUGCAUCGAGGCGUCGUCGGAGAGCCUGGGCGCGCUGAGCCGGCAGAUCUGGAGCCAGCCGGAGCUGGCCUACGAGGAGCACCAGGCUCACGGCGCCAUGACGCGCUUCUUCGCCGGCCGCCCCGCUGGCUCGUCGUCCUCGCCGCCGGCCGCGGGCGCUUGGUCGGUGCAGCCGCGCUACAAGCUGGAGACGGCCUUCCGGGCGGACUGGCAGUGGGACGGGGCGCCCGCCACCCGCGCCUCUGCUGCCCCGCCGCGGGGCGUCGAGGAGUCCGGCCAGUCGCCGCCGCCGCCGCUCCGCCUGGGCUUCCUGUGCGAGUACGACGCCCUGCCCGGCAUCGGCCACGCCUGCGGCCACAACCUGAUCGCAGAGGUGGGCGCCGCCGCCGCGCUGGGCCUGAAGGGCGCCCUGGAGAGCCUCCGCCAGCCCCCCGCCGGGCUGCCCCGCGCCCCCGCCGUCAAGAUCAGUGUUCUAGGCACACCAGCGGAAGAAGGAGGAGCAGGCAAAGCAAAAAUGAUUGAAGCUGGUGCUUUUGACAACCUAGAUAUUGUGUUUAUGGCUCAUCCAUUUCAGGUAGAUCUAUCCUAUAAACCUGACAUGACAGAUUGUCUUGUGACUGUGAGAUACUAUGGAAAAGCUUCCCAUGCUGCUACUUACCCUUGGGAAGGAGUAAAUGCAUUAGAUGCUGCUAUUCUUGCAUAUAACAAUCUGUCAGUUUUAAGACAGCAAAUGAAGCCAACUUGGAGAGUCCAUGGCAUAAUAAAAAAAGGUGGAGAGAGACCAAACAUCAUACCUCCUUAUACAGAACUAGAAUUUUAUUUGCGUACUCCUUUGUUGAAGGAACUGCCCAUUCUGACAGAGAAAGCUGAAAGCUGCUUGAAGGCUGCAGCUCUGGCCACGGGAUGCAAAAUAGAAUUAAGACAUGAUAAUCCAGAUUAUUACAAUGUGCUUCAAAAUAAAUGCCUGGAGCAAGCCUUUGUGGAAAAUGGGAAAAGCCUGGGAAUGGAAUUUUCAGAUGACCCUGUCUUGUUCAGUUCAUCAGCUUUGACAGACUUUGGGAAUGUUUCCCACAUUGCUCCUGGAAUCCACCCUUACUUUUACAUUGGCUCAAAUGCUCUGAAUCAUACUGAGCAGUUUACUGAGGCUGCAGGGUCAGAAGCAGCACAGCCGUAUGCCUUGCGUACUGCCAAGGCUUUGGCAAUGACUGCACUGGAUAUUGUCUUCACACCAGGCCUGCUGGAACAAGUCAGAGAAGAUUUUAGACACGUAAAGCAACAUGAGCAAGAACACUGAAGUGCAAAAGUGGGGAAACAGACAAACCUGGACUUGGAAUAGUGAGAAGCUGUAUGACUAAAACCACACACUCUUCUACUUUGACUAUUACUAUCACUAGCCAAGACUAUAAGGGUAUUCUCAUAUUUAAGGUCCCGGUUUUGACCUUCAAAGCCUUGUGGGGUUUGGUACCUGUUUACCUACAGACCCGCCUCUCCCAUCCAGUUACAUCCCGUCCGGUCAGAUCUGGUCAGAUGGCCCUUUUGUCGGUCCCCGAUUUCUGAGAGGUUUGGGGAGCUAGAACCCGUGAAAAGGCUUUCUUGGUUGCCGCCCCACUUCUCUGGAAUUCCCUUCCCCUGCAGAUUCGUUUAGCUCCUUCUUUGUCGAUUUUUAAAUCUUUAUUGAAGACUUUUCUUUUUCGCCAGGCUUUUACCCUGUAGCUUAUCUAUCCCCCCCCCCCGUUAGUUACCUUAGUUUUAUUUAGAAUGUAAUUUUAAUGCUGUCUUGUUUUGCAUGUUUUUGUACACCGCCCAGAGUCUUCGGAGUGGGCAGUAUAUAAAAUGUUUCAAAUAAAUAAAUAUUCUCUCUCUCACUAGGAUAGGGCAGCCCAGCCUGGGUUAGGCUAUGCGUGUGAAGUGCCGGGGGUGAGGUCGCUCCUGGUGCUGCACCUGCACCAAGCAAUCGAUUUACUAUUUACAUCAUUCUGCAGUUUAUUUGCAGGGAGUGACAAAGGAAUGGGCUCUUUCCUCAACCACUGGAAAUCUUACUUAUCAGUUCUUUUGAUUUUGAGACUUGGGCAGGCAUAAGCUAUUCACUUUCAAAAAGUCCAUAAACUUGCUUUUGGCCACAGGCCUCUCACAACUAAAACAAAACAUAGUGAAAGCUCAAGUCCGAGGUGCUCCCCAGGGAGCAGAACAUCUGAAGUGUAAGGGGUGCAUGCAUCCCUUGACAGCUAGCCAUGCCCCAGGCUGCUUUCUCCCUGCUCCUGUCUGUCUGCAAAAGCAAAUGCAAAGCAUGGGAGGGGUUUCUCUCUAUGACACAGAACCAUGAACAGUCCAAGGUUCUCAGUAACCAUACAGGGAGAAACCCUCCCUGUGUUUAGCAUUUGCCUUUGUAUACAAACACUAGAGAUGCCUGCUAGGUGAGAGGUGUUAGUACCUAUCUCCCUACAGAGAGCAUAAUGCAUAAACAGGGCUCAAGAUUCUCAGGAAACUGAGUUUUGUGUCCUGUGUGACAUUCUGUACUUUUCUGCACUACUGCACAAUCACAGCCCUGGUUAUAGCAGACCUUAUAAAUGCCUAUUGGCAAAGGAUGUGUAUGUUGAACCAGUUCCCUCCCCCUUGCCCUAAACUCCAUAAUGCUUCCACUCUUGAGAAGCAGACAUACCCGUUUUGACCUCUAAGCUUAUAACUUCAUCUAUUACCACAAACUAUUAGUUCUGCACAUGUUCAGAAAAUUUUCAGAUUUUCAUUCAACCCAAUCUGACUUUUGACAAGUUCUGAUUCCGUGGGCUCUGGCAAUGUUGCAUAUUGGAUCGGAUUCAGAAUUUGAAUCCAAAUUCUUAUUAACUUGGAUUUUCCCCCACAUAGCAGUCAAUGAGGUAAAUGGAAAAAAUCAACUUGCCACAUGUGGGGAAGGAGAUCAGGGCCCCCUGUAGUGAAUUUGGUCAAUUCCCUAAAUUAUUUUUUUUAAGGCUAAAUAUGGUGAAGCCAGAACUUUAAAAAAAAGUCCUGGAUCUGCAGCCCCUCCUUGAACCAUCAUUCCACCCCCAUAUGGAGGGAAAAGGACAUUCCUUUGACACAUACACACCCCCAUUGCAGGAACAGGCAGACCUCUUAAAAGGACUUCACACCUUUUAAUCCCUGAAUGGCUAGUAGGGAAAGUGAAAAUUCUUUCUAGCCACAUAAACAUUCAAAGUACUUCCACUUUUACUGAUUGUGUGCUUCUGCAAUGGGGAAGACAAAAAUUGCUAUAAAAUCAAAGCAAUGUUCUCUUUUUCUCCAUGUGGAGGUGGAAUGAUGGUCCAAGGAGGGUCUUCAGUUUCAGAAUUUUUUUUUUGUAAAAUUCUGACUUAAAACAAGCCAAGUUUCACAAUUUUUAGUCAAUAUUACAAAAAGUUCAAGAAAUUUAAAUUUUUUACAAAAAGUUCAAAAUUUAUAAAAGUUCACCAAAAAUUGGGUGAAAUUGCCAAUUCUCUUCAAACUCACAACAGGGGCCCCUGACCACCUUCCCCAUGUGUGUUGCAAGUUCCAAGGCUCUAGGACCAAUUCGUGAUUUGUUAUUUUAAAAAAAUAAUUCCCCAUUCACCUCUUGGGGGGAAAUGAUGCCAUUUUGUGAAUUCUGAAGUAUUUCUAAAAGUUUUAUAUUUCAGAAUUCUUACUUUAGUGAAUAUGAAUUUGCACAGGCCUACAAACUAUACCAUUCAAACUCUAUGUAACUUGCCCAGCACUGGCUGCUUUUCCAGGUGUGUUUUGAGUGCAGAAUCCCACACAUUUCCAUAUCAGUCUUUUUAACCAUACUUAUGCCUUUGCUUUUCAUCUAUUAAUAGGCUGCUGACAUAGUCUGAAGAGGCAUAGAGCCUUUGCAAGCUCCUAUUACUGGUGGGGACAUUUGGGCGUGUUGGGAGGGACCACAAGGCAUACCCAACAAAGCACAGAAGUACUUCUUGCUGUUUUUAGCCAAACAAGCAUCUAGGUGAACUUAUUCUGUAGGCUUAUGUGGAACUGUAGAUUUUAUUUCUAUAGCUGAAUUAAGCCCAGAUUGGAAAACUUUCUCCUGCUCAGUCCUGAGCGCUGUAAUGGGCUGAGAACCUGAGAUUUGUCAUCAGCAGUAAUCACUCUUGUCUUGUGUUUAAAGUUAGCUUUUCAGUGUGAGCAAAAAUCAUUAAAAAUUCUCAAAUGUCUUAA